This is a messenger RNA of Symbiodinium sp. CCMP2592, 6675 nucleotides long. The record is from the annotation of a GenBank genome assembly. NCBI's taxonomy places the organism in Eukaryota, Dinophyceae, Suessiales, Symbiodiniaceae.
AUGGCACAUGUUGCAGGAGCGGAGACGUACGCUUUUUUCCGCUCGGAUUUGGCGCUUUUCUCGGCCUGCUUGCAGGAGUACGCCGUCGGGGAGAGCAACCAGGAGGAGUUUCGAAAGCUGCGAGUGCGCGAUGGCCAGGCCAGGCUCCAGCUCGAGUGCCUAACCCCUGAGCUUUGCACGGUGCUGUGCGAGGUCACGACCUUGGUGGAAUCCACUUCAAGCACUCCUGCAAAGGCUGGUGCCUUGGGCAGUUCCGCCAUCGAUUGGGCUGCCUGGGAUUCCCGCAUCAGCAACAAAGAGGUCCUCGGCUGCCUCAAAAGCUUCCACGAGCAGCAGUCUGUCUUGCUGGAGACGGUCCUCAAAGAGGAUCACUCCGCAUCGAUUAAGAAGCAGACGGAAGGCUGGGAGCUUUUCGAUGCAGCCGUGACGAGCUGUCAGAAGUCCGUGGAGAAGUCUGAGCAGAUCUUGCAGAACGGAGCCCGCGCGCUUUGGAUUUCCUUCCAGAAUCCGCCAAUUUCGAUGCUUUCCCAGUCUGAGUGGCUGGACGCUGACCAGUACUGGCAGGCCUUCGUCGAGAAGCACCAUUUCUACCACAACCACCUGCUAAGUGCCGUCGAAGAUCCCGAGAGCAAGGACUACGAUGCCAAGACGAAGGCUGACCUGAAGAAGCGAUGGGAAACCUUCGAUGGCCGUGGAACGACGCGCCAGAACAACAAGCUGCUGUACCAGCGGCCAUCUUUCGAGUACUACGACGUUUUCCGGGGCCCGCUCAUCGAGCACAUGAUUUUCUAUCUCACAAAGACCGGGGGCGAUGCCAGGACUUUCCCGGAAAUGAUGCCUACCAAGUGGUAUGCGGAGAUCUAUGACAUCCGUUUCAAGCUCUACAAUGUCUUGCAGCGCCGGAAGCGGCAGGUCCACGAAGCGAGCUGGUCUCGCGAAGCCUUCCAUGACUUCCAUCCGCACGACUUAGAGCAUGAUGGCGAGGCCUAUUACUCCAAGCUCAUUGCCAAGGAGUCCGUGGCCACCGAGCUUUGUGCUGGCCGCCUCAUGGGGAACUUCAUUCUUUUCAGUGACGCUUAUGUGCCUGUGCAGUCGGGCACCGGUUUUUAUAGAGCCAUCCAGAUGGAUGGUGGGAAGGGCAUGUUCAAGUCCUUGAGCUUGAGCGCGACUUUGCACAAGCCGCGACACCUGGGCGAAGUGGUGGGAAACACCGACCAGGUACGAAAACUGGCAGAAUGGCUGCGAGAUUGGGACGAUGUUGUCCUCCGUGGAAAGAAGAAGGAACUUCCGCCUCAGGACCCGACGAAGAAGUUCCAACCGGCUCCAGAGAACCUGAAUGCCCGAGCCGUCCUCGUAAGCGGACCUCCAGGGAUUGGAAAAACCACAACCUGCUGCCUUGUUGCGAGAUGUUCGCGAUACAGCCUCAUGGAGUUCAACGCCUCUGACGCGCGGAGCAAGGCUGUGAUCGACGGCUUGGCCAAUUCACUGGCAGGGAAUCGCACCCUCCGCUUCGGCAAUGCUGGGAGCAACCUGAACCGCUCUGUCAUCAUCAUGGACGAGUGUGAUGGCAUGGCCGGUGGGGACAAGGGCGGUUGUCAGGCAUUGAUAAAGCUCAUCCAGGCCACGAAGAACCCCGUGAUUUGCAUCUGCAACGAUCGAAAUGAUGCCCAAGUACGUCAGUUGGCUACCCAUUGCUACGAUCUUCGCUUCCGAAGGCCCGAGAACGUCGCGGUCGCCAAGCGCAUCAAAAGCAUUGUCCAGUCUGAGGGAAGGAAAGUGGAGAUGGCAACCGUUGAAGCAAUCGUGGAAGCUUGUGGCCAAGACAUUCGACAGGUGAUCAAUCACCUGCAGUUCUUCGGCACAAUCAUGAACGGCGGAAGGGCCUGCCAGAAGGACUCCCAAGUCAUGAUGUCCACCUUCGAAGCGUGCUCGCGGCUUCUGUCCCCUCAUCGGGAGCCUCUUCCAUUGGAACGACGGAUGGACAUGUACUAUGUCGACAGCGAACUUAUGCCGAUCAUGGUGCAGGAGAACUAUCUGCGAGCUAUGGACAAGAAGCCGGCCAAAAUGGAUGAGUUGGCCGUGCUGGAGCGAGCUGCGCAGGCGUCCUGGCUGAUAGCUACAGCCGACGGCUGGUCUAACAACUUUGAGUUGAUGAACAGCGCGGCUCUGGUUGGCACGGUGUACCCGUCUACGCUGAUGACCAGCCCAGACCAAGCAUUUGCAAAGCCAUCCUUCCCGGCUUUUUUGAUGAAGCAGGGAACCAUCAACAAGAACGAUCGCAUCGCGCAGGAUCUGAGCUCCCGAAUCCGCCGGCGCUCGACCUGUGGAAGUCGAGAGUUUAUCACGUCGAACUACCACGACGUUUUUCACCGGCGCCUCAUGCAGAUGCUGGUGCAGGGGUCCUCAAAAGAGUGCGCGGAGGCGUUACAUGCUCAUGGCCUGACACGGGAGUUCUUCACGGAUCAGGCUCCGGCGUUCCGUCAACCACUGCAGCUUGAGGACACCUACAGGAAGGUCGAUGUCACCGUGCGCACGCGGCUGUUGCAGGAUGUGCAGAACCUGGCGAUGUCCACGAUUGCUGCUGCAAAGCGCAAGAAGAAGCCAGAGGAGGACGCAACGGCUCGGAGGCGAAAAAGCGGUGGUGGACAGACCUCCGAGAAGCCGGAGGAUGUCGAAAUGGAGGAUGCCGAGGCUGCAGACGAUGGGGACAUCCCUGGCCUUGUGAAGCGCAAGCCGGGCUCCAAGGCUGCCCCGAAGAAGAAGGCGCUGAAGGACAUGGAGAAGGAUCUCAGCAAAUGCUCUCUAAAUGGCUGGCGUGCAUCAGUGAAGGAGAAGGCGAUGCAGACCGCUUCGCAGGUCACGCCGUCUCAGGCAGAUGCCAAGCCUCUGCUGGUCAUGAAGUACAUCGAGGGCCACACCUGCUCUGUGCGCCGGAAGGCGGCAACCGACGGCAACGGGACUACUGGUCAGCGUGGAAUGCUGAUGGCAUUUCGAUUGGUCAUCAGUACUUUCUUCAGCCUCGGCUCCGAUGUGCACUGCCUCUUCUACAAGCCGGCCGGGGUGGAGCUCAGCACGCCGGACCCGGUGGAAUGCUUCCAGGCCCUGGCAGACCAUGCUGCGAUGACAGGACGGAAGUUCGAGGCCGGCUACGCCACGGCCUUCGAGGCCUUCACCGAAGUCUUGGCCUCGCGCAAAGAGGGCCUUGGAGGCAGCUGGUUCACGGCGCCAGGCGAAUCUUCGAAGGAUGCCUUCAUGCGCAGGCUGAAGAAGUCGGACCCGGCUUACGACAUCUACGCGGCCUAUGCCGAGGAGCACGAGGAGCGCUGGAAAGCGGCGAAGGCGCUGUCCAUGGACGAAGCCAUCGCCCAGAUGCCCGAGAUCGAGCGCAAGUACCAGAUUGAGUGCGAAGAGUACAGCAGUGUCCUCUUUGGUGUGAAUGAUGAAAUGGCUGCGGCGGGCAAGUUGGAGCAGGAGCAGCUGGCGAAGCUGGGAGAUGUGGGUGAGCUGGAGGGGAAGCUAAGCAGCGGCGAGAUCGUCGCGAUUAGUCCGUCCGGCAGCUUGAUGGAGGUCGGUGAAGUGAGCAAGGCUCUCGACGAAAUCGAUUCGAUUAGGGACAAGGCCGGCUUCUUGCCUGGUGAUGUGCUUCCUGUGAUUGCCAUCAGCACUUUUACUGGCGGGACGCGUUCGGCUCUGCUGGUGCUGUUCGUGCAGCUGUUCGGACAGUGUGCCGGACAUCAUUGCACCGGCAGUCUCCUUCAAAUGCCGAUUGCCCAGCGGCUCGCUGCAGAGAUGACGUUGACUCAAUCGAGGUUGCGGAUCGGUGUUCAAAUGUGUUACAUCUUUUGCACCAAGGCUGUCCGGAACGGGGUUCACCUGCUUCCUGCGGCGUUACAAGGUGCUGCUUCACGCACGCUCGAGGGCGAGCCCGGUCUUGCCGAGGAGGACUUGGACUUCAUAACGGUGGACCUCCCCGCCAGGGAGGACAGGCCAGACGAGGCCAGUGCAUCGGAUGCGGCACCGGUCCAGGCGAAGAUCGCUGGGGCCAGGAGUAUUGGAAAUCUGCUGGAGGUUGUAAGCGACAAUGUCGACAACCUCGACUCCCUUCACGCCGCCACCGCCUUGCACCGCCUCGCGCGACUGGGCGCCCGACGCGGAGGAUCCGCCGAGGCCUUCGCGUCGGAUCCUGUGCGCGCCGCGUUGGUGAAGCGGCUUGCACAGCCGGAGGCACUGGAGGUGCUCUCAGCGCAGGCCCGUGUUUGCCUGCUUUGGGCACUGGGGCGGCUGGUGUUGGCACCUGCUUGGCUGCCCAAGCUGCUGGGUCUAGGUGCGGAUGCAGCAGUGGGUUUUUCCGGUCAUCAGUUGGCGACAGCCUUGCACAGCCUCGCAAAGCUCGAGGCGGCGGGCCUGGUGCAGCUCCAAAGCGAGGAGCCCCAGCGGCUGCUGGAGGCUCUCCACUCGGAGCUGCGGCGGCGGCAGAAGGCACUGGGUCCUGGUGCCACCUCAGCGAUGGACACCAUACUCAUCGCAGACGGUCUGGCAAAGCUUCAGAUUCGCGAUGACACAGUUUUCACUUCACUGGCGACUGCUCUGCGAGCGCACAUUACUGUGGGCGAGCUUGGUGUCCGGGAAGUCCGUCAUGCAGCAUCGGCAUUCUCCCUCCUGGGCUUCGUGGAUGCCAAAUUGGCCGGGGCACUGAUGAACUGGCUUUCACCUCGCCUGGAAAGCUGUGGAGGCGAUGACUUAUCGGCGCUCGCCUACUCUCUUUCUCGUGCCGAGGUGGCCAAGAGUGCCCACAGGAGCUUCUUCCGAGCCUUGCGGACCGAAGUGCCGCGGCGCCUCGCAACUGGGGAGCUCAGUGCCAAGGAAUCCGCAAGCCUCCUUGUCAGCUUCUCGCAGGCUGGUCUGCUCGAGCCGGAGGAUCGGGAAGCACGGCAGCUGGUGAAGCAGCUCUCAGCAACAGUGGCGAGAUCACCCAGCGCCUUGAACGGCCAGUGGCUGGCACUUUCGGUUCCUUGCCUCAGCCCCUUUGCGGCUGACUGCAGGGAGUUGCUCGUCCUCCUCGCAGACCGGGCGACGCAGUUGGCGCCAAUGCUGUCGCCGAGGCAGCUGGCACGGCUGGCUGUCGGCUUCGGCGAGGGAAAGGUGCAAGGGAAUGCGCUUUGGCAGUCCUUGACGAAAGAAGCCCUGACACGUGCCUCGUCCUUCUCAGCACCCGAUGUUCUCCGGGUGCUGGCGGGCUUCGAUGCAGCCAACGUACAGCAUCCAGGUUUUCUGAAGACUUUCUGGGCGCUUGCUGCUGAAAAACAGGCAAAGUACCUGGUGGAGGAGCUCCUGGCCCUCCUGCAGCUUUGGCCCCGCCUCCCUGCUGCGCUGCGCGCGGGGGAGCUGCCGGACUCGCUGAUGAAGCACCUGCGCGGACGGCUGGAGAAGGGCAGCAGGGGAGUCGGGUGGUAUGCACCUGCUGAGCUCGCCACAGAGCUCAUCGAGUGGCUCCCUGCCAGCAGAGCAUUGACGGAUCGCGGCAUGGACGGGCGCCUCGUCCGCGCUUCGAUGGCCCAGUUGCCACGGCAGCUGUCCGCAACACCAGCACUGCGGGAAAGGUUGCUGGCCGCGUUGACCCUUCGAGACGAGGACAUCCUGACGAAAGCUCGUAGCGAGGCGCAGCAGUCAGAGGCCCUCCAGCGUGCCUUGGCAAAAGUCGUGCAGGAGCUGAUCCCUUCUGUGCAGCAGCCAGCAGUGCGCGAGCUCGCGGCAGACACGGCCUUCGGCUGUGCUGCUCUGGGCUUCGAUGGGCCAGCGCUCCGCGAUCUUCUGGGCGCGCUCCUGGAAGACACGGCGGACAUCGAGGUGGGACCGGCAGCCAGGAUCUGCUGGGCCUGCGCAGAGGUGGGUGUGCACGCCAGCGCUGCGCGUGCACUUCUUUCUCGGAUGGCGGCGGGUGCGUCUCCAAGCGCGAUCGAGGAGAAAGUGAGCUUUCUGCGCCUUGCGUGGGCCCUGCUUGCCUUCGAAGGACCAGAGGCUGAGCUCCGGCAGCUGCUUGCGCUCGGUGAAGACGACGCUCACGCAGAUCAGAUUCUGAGUGCAUUGAGCCCACCGGACCUGCGUCCGAUGCAGCAGCUGGCUUGGCACUGCCAGCAGCAGCUCCCAGAACAGUCAGCGGUCUGGUCAGCUGCGGUCCUGGCGGCUGGGCCACAUGCACCGCGCAGUGCAUCUGCCGGGUCACAUGGGCGGCCGCCGCAGACGGAGGCAGAAAAGACGCUGUCUGCCCUACUGCAGCACCUUCGGAUCCCCCAUGUCGUGGCUUCCCCCGCGGCAGUCCCUGGAGGAAUCUACCGCAUUCCGGUCUGGUUUCCUGAGCAGAGCGCCGCACUAGAGCUGGAACAGCUCGGCGACCGUCUCGCUGGAGGUGGGCUCUCCGGGACUGCGCGGCUCAGGCGACGCCAGCUUCGCGAAGCGGGCUUGAAAGUUCUUGCCUUCGAUCCCUCCGCCUUCCGUGGUGCCUCGCAGCUGCGUCGGCUUCGUGCGGUGGCGGAGGUUGUGGCCCCGUCUUGCCCAGAGGCAGCCGCUUGGCUCCGCAGCGGCGAAGCGGCGCAGGCUAGAGCAGAGGACCUGCAGCGCCUGACCAGCUCCCCAACACCAGGCCGAUCUCACGCGCUGGCACCAGAAGAGGCGUGA